Strongyloides ratti is the source of this 1281-nucleotide messenger RNA. Its product is annotated as Btz domain-containing protein. The coding region runs from base 1 to 1281 and encodes 426 amino acids. Lineage: Eukaryota; Metazoa; Nematoda; Chromadorea; Rhabditida; Strongyloididae. Gene Ontology annotation, biological process: mRNA processing. Gene Ontology annotation, cellular component: exon-exon junction complex. The record is from RefSeq and is a predicted model, not a curated record. Gene Ontology annotation, molecular function: mRNA binding. The transcript has a single exon.
AUGGCUACUAAAACUGAUAAUCAGAAAAAUGAAGGGCAGGAGGGUGAGGUUAAUGAACUUGAAUGUAAAUUCAAAAAGAAAGUAAGUUUAGAAGAUAAAGAAGAAGUUCCUUCUGAUCCUAUUAAUAAUAACAAAGAUGCUAGUCCAAAUAAUGAUAACAAGCAUACAAGAAUAAGAAAAACUCAGAAAGAAGAUAAUAAAGAUCCUACUGAUAUUCCUAAAAAUGGAAAAUAUUAUAUGCAUGAUGAUAGAAUUGAAACUAUCAAAGAACCUAGUAAGAAGAAAGGUUUAAAAAAUGAAAAAGAAUGGAAACAUGAUAAAUUUGAGGGAGAAAAACAUAUUUCAAGAUGUAAGAAUGACAUAAACAAAACAGAUAUUGUUGAUACAUGUGAAAGAGAAGAAUCAGUAGAAAAAAGUGUAAAAGGAAGAGGAAAAACACGAUAUGGUAAGAAGGAAAGUCUAGAAAUGGAUGAAGUUGUAGCUAUGCAGAUAGAAAGAAAACAAUCAAAAAAUCAUGAAAGAAAAGUAAGACGUAAAAAGAAAACAGAGUUAAAAAAUGAAAAAGAAGAUACAAAAACUGAGGUAGAAGACCAAACUAAUAAAAAAGAUAAAAUAAAGACAAAUAUAGUUGAAGAUAGUACAAAAAAAAAUGGUAACAAAAUAAAAUUAUUAAAAAAUUUUAAACAAAUGAAAGGUAGAGAUGGUGUGACAAGACAAAAAAAUAAUUACAAAACAAACGGUAAGUUACAAGCUUAUCAGGAGAGAGGUGAUAACAAUUUACCUAAAAAAGAAAUAACAAUGAAUAAAAAAAAAACAAAAAAUGAAGAAAAUUUAAAUUAUGUAAAAAAGUAUGAAGUUGGUGGACAUGUUAUAACACAGCCAAUUAAAAGCUUCCAAAAAAUUUCUUCUGACCAACCAGUUCGUAGAAAUUAUACAAACAAUCGUAACGUAAAUAUUUCAAAAUCUUUAAGAGGUGCUUCUACAAUACGUCGUGGUAAUAGAGGGACAAAGGGUGGUCUUCAUUCUAGAAAGCAAAUAACUUCCACAUCUGGAGUGCAACAACAAAAUGUUGCUGUAUAUGUACCACCAGAAGCAAUUCCAUAUCCUCAUGUUAUUCAAUAUGCUAAUGUUAUCCCAGCAACACCAAUUUUACCUCCAACAGGGGCUGUGUAUUUUAAUCUUCCAUCUGCUCAACAACUUCCAAAACCUGAAAAGAGGGAACGAAAGAUUCUACCUAUUGCUGAACCAUCAAAUGAAGCAAAUGGGGAAAAUAAAUCAUAA